Hydra vulgaris (swiftwater hydra) is the source of this 1506-nucleotide messenger RNA. The record is from RefSeq and is a predicted model, not a curated record. NCBI's taxonomy places the organism in Eukaryota, Metazoa, Cnidaria, Hydrozoa, Anthoathecata, Hydridae.
AAGUUUGUUGAAAGUCAUGUUGAUACUGUUAAGUUUCUUGAAAAUCAAGUUGAUACUGUAAAGUUUGUUGAAAAUCAAGUUUUUCAAAAUUUUUUCAGGUACUUCGUUCUGUUAAUAAUGAAUUCAAUGGUUAAAAAUCACAAAGUGAUGUUUACCUUUUCAUUCAUAAACUAACAGCAAUGGAAAACAACACAAAUCGAUAAAAGACAUGGUGCAGAGACAUGGUGACAAACACCAGAAACUCAGUUCAAAGGGCGCCAAAAUGCUGAAAAUAAAGUUGUGAAGGUACAAGUGUCUCUUCAGUACUUACUGAAGUACGAACACCUUUAAUCGUAAUUAUUUUUGCAGUUUCAUAUUGCUUGUAUGUUUGGUGGACCUAAAUUUCUUGUGAAAAUGUUACCUGUAAACAAAUUAAAUUCUCAAUUUUUAUAUGAUCAAAUUCAUUUGACUGUUGAAGCAGUUAAAGAGUCUAAUGGCAACGCAAAGACAAUCCUUGCUUGUGAUGGAAAUCGAACUAAUCAAGCAUUUUUAAAAAAAUUUGACUCAUUUCCUGAAAAACCUUGGCUAACCACCAAUGGAACCUAUUUGUUGUUUGACUUUGUCCACUUAAUCAAAAACAUCCGAAACAAUUGGCUCACAGAAAAAAAAGGAGAAUUAAUUUUUUAUGAAAAUGGUGUUGAGAAAACAGCUUGUUGGAGUCAUUUGAUAAAACUUUUUGAAGCUGAUUCUAAUUGUCUAAUGAAACUUUCUGAUUUGAAUGAAGUUUCUGUUCGACCCAGUCAUAUUGAAAGACAAUCUGUUUCUACCUGUCUAAAAGUGUUUUCUGAAAAAACAUACAGCGCUUUACUUAAUCAUCCUGAAACCUCCAACAUCUUAAACAUAAAUGAGACUGCUGAUUUUAUUAAAAUGGUUGUUACAUGGUGGAAAAUUUUAAAUGUAAAAAGUGUGGGUGUAGAUUGUAGGUUUAAUGAUGAUCGAAAAGCUGUCAUCAGAGAUCCAAUUGAUGAUAGAUUAAAAUUUAUUUGGGAUUUCGAAGAAAUGGCAUUACGUAUGACAAGUAAUCAAGGGAAGCGUAUAAAACAAUUAACACAUGAUACAGGAUAUUCCAUAAAUCAUACAUGUAAAGGAAUUGUUGAGUUGACAAAAACACUAUUAAAAGAAAAACACAAAUAUGUUACGUUGGGAAAAUUUACAACAGACCCACUUGAAAAAGAAUUCAGCAAAUUAAGACAAGGAUCUGGUGGACAUUCUUGCCAAUUUUGUGGAUUUUUACUUGAUGAAUCUUCAGCUGAGGUCUUUGAUAAUUUACCAACACUAGAAAAAAGUAUAACUGUUCAAUCAAAGAUGUCUCUUGUUUAUAUUGCCGGAUAUGUGUCUCGUAAUGAUGAUUUGCUUAAUGAAAAUGAACUUUUAACCAGAACAAUGUUUUAUUUUGAAAAGUUUGGUCAAUAUCUAAAAUCAGUCGAUAGAGGUGGGUUAAAAGUUCCUUUUGAUAAUACUGUUUAA